CAGUAUACAGGUCCUCAAUGGAAGACAGGUUGGUAGCAAUUGUUUCUUCUACAGUUCUAAUUAUCCGUUGAAAUCUGUGUCUGUCUUGUUGGGCUGCAGGAUGUUCUGUUUUGAGAGGCUACUAAAGGAAUAGAUUCCAAUGGAUACCCUUCUGCUCCUGAUUACUGCGAGGAUUUCUUAUACAUCAUUCAUGCUCACAAAACUACCAGAUCUGGAUUACUAACAGAUAGCAAAUACAGAAGGCUUUUCUUCCUUUUUGGCUCAUCAAAAAGUUUUUAUCUGUCAAAAUACCACAUGAUCCAGCCGUUCCCAAGGCCUGUGUCUACAUGUUUGAAAUUCAGUGUUCAAUGAAACAAUGACAAACUUUUGAAAGCUCCUAAACACCUAAAAAAAGAAUGGAAGGAGAUGAGGAGUCUGAUGAAGAUCUCACUGAAUAUGCUGUUCAAUUUAGUAUCCAGGAGUCCCUCAAUACUGAACGGAAUCAGCAAAGGACUUCUCCCAGUCAUGAGGCAAGGUUUGUACCUGUCAGUGAUCAGAACAAGAAACUUGUAGCUGCCAUAAGAGAAGGAGUAGUCUUUGAUCUUCAAAACUAUGUAAAAUACAAAUAUGCUCUGGAUGAGGCUGAUGAGAGAGGCUGGUUUCCUUUACACGAAGCUGCUGUUCAGCCAAUUCAGCAAAUACUUGAAGUAAUCUUGGAUGCAUCUUAUAAAAGUAUGUGGGAAUAUAAGACAUGCGAUGGAGAGACACCAUUAACAUUGGCAGCUAAAUCUGGCCACGUGGAACAUGUCAGGACCUUGUUGGCAAAGGGAGUUUGGCCAAAUACCAUGAACAGAAAAGGAGAAACGCCUCUACUGAUUGCUGUAAGACAGAAAUCACAUGAAAUGGUUUCCAUUCUGAUUGAAUACAAUUGUGUCAUCAACCAACCAUGUGUUAAACGAUGGUCAGCAAUGCAUGAAGCUGCAAAACAGGGCUGCAGUGAUAUUGUUGCCCUUCUUGUGAAGAAUGGUGGAAAUGUCCAACAGAAAGAUGGAUACGGAGUAACACCUUUAGGUGUGGCUGCUGAAUAUGGACACUGUGAUGUAUUGGAGUAUUUAAUUCAUAAAGGUGGUGAUGUUAACAUAACAGCUGAUGAUGGAUCAUCAAUACUCUUUGAAGCAGCUGGUGGUGGCAAUCCUGAUUGUAUAUCUUUGCUGUUGGACUACGGAGGAAGUGGCAAUUUGCCUAAUAAGGCAGGGCAUCUUCCAAUACACAGAGCAGCAUAUGAAGGACACUAUCUGGCCUUGAAAUUCCUGAUUCCAGUUACAUCCAGAAGUGCAAUCCGGAAAAGUGGGCUGAGUCCCAUCCAUUCAGCAGCAGAUGGCCAGAAUCCACAGUGCCUGGAACUCCUAAUUGAAAAUGGGUUCGAUGUCAAUGUUCCUCUGGCAGGACACAUUUCACAAAGUUAUGAUGAUGAAAGGAAAAUGGCACUUUAUUUUGCAGUUUCCAACAAUGACAUUCUCUCCACUGAAAUAUUAUUGCAAGCUGGCGCAGACCCCAAUAAAGAUCCUCUCAAUUGCCUUCUUGUGGCUGUGAGAGCAAACAACCAUGAAAUUGUACGGUUGCUUCUUUCUUAUGGAGCAAAUGUCAACUGUUAUUUUAACCUUGUGAAUGACACUCAUUUUCCCAGUGCCAUUCAAUAUGCUUUGAAUGAUGAAGUCAUGCUAAGGUUGCUGCUUAACCAUGGGUACAACGUGGACCUCUGCUUUGACUGCAUGCAUGGCGAUAUCUUUGGAAAUUCUUUUUUGUGGCCAACAACAGAGGAAGAGAUAUUACCAGGCUGGACAUCUUGUGUAAUAGAAGAUAAUCCCUUCUGUGACUUUAUUACACUUCCUUGGAUGAAACAUUUAGUUGGACCCAUUGUCCGCAUUUUGAUAGAUUAUAUGGAUUAUGUUCCUCUCUGCACUAAACUUAAAUUUGUCUUGGAGACUCAGAAAGAAUGGCCAGAAAUUCAGCAAAUAUUAGAGAAUCCUCGUCCGCUAAAACAUUUGUGCCGCCUGAAAAUACGUAAAUAUAUGGGAUUAGUGAGAAGAGACAACACUCUAUCCGUGAAGAAUCUUCCUCUCCCCUCAAUUUUAAUGGAAUUUAUCCUCUUCAAAGAAUAUGACCUUUAUGGAAGAGAAUUACAUUUGGAAUGAUCAGAAUCCUAGACACAUUCCCUUGCUUAUUAAAUUUAACAAAGCUUUGGAUCAGAAUAUCUAAAUUGCCAAAUAUGAUGACUUCUAAAGAUUUCCUUAGGCCCAUGGAAGAGAUUUUUUUUAUACCUGAUGCUUGAAUGUGUUUGUUUUUUUUUUGGAGGGUGGGGGGAAUGACACCAGCUCCAUUGCUUCAUUUCCAUUUGUGUCAUAGAGACUUUACAUGUGGGAAAUCUUAUAUCAACUUCAUACUUAUAUACAGUAUUUGCAGAACUAUGCUAAUUUUCCCUCCUGCCUAUGCAUCUUGGUUUUAGUGUCUUUCCCCACCAUCUUCUCCAUUUCCGUUUGAAAUAGAGAUUGUUCAAUUGUCAAAAAUUAGUGGUUUUUUUCUUAGCACACAUCAUAAUUAAAUUCUAGAUAUAUUUUAAUAUUCUAAAAGAAAAGUAUUUCUUAUUAUGCAAUAUAACGUGUAACAUUAAAUUGUGGAAGAGUUAAAAGAUG
Ahaetulla prasina is the source of this 2672-nucleotide messenger RNA. It is a transcript of the gene ASB15, whose product is annotated as ankyrin repeat and SOCS box containing 15. Gene Ontology annotation, biological process: intracellular signal transduction. The record is from RefSeq and is a predicted model, not a curated record. Bases 396 to 2174 code for a protein of 592 amino acids. Gene Ontology annotation, cellular component: cytoplasm. Gene Ontology annotation, molecular function: protein binding. The transcript is spliced from 11 exons. Lineage: Eukaryota; Metazoa; Chordata; Lepidosauria; Squamata; Colubridae.